AUGGAGGUAGCCUUGGAGGAUGAUAGGGCAGUAGCCUAUGAAGACGACAGGGAGGUAGCAUUUGAGGAUGAUGGGGAGGUACCCACUGACCUUGGGGAAAGUGAUGAUGAGGAAUCCGACCAAGAAAACAACAUAGAAAGUACAUCACUUGCAUCAGAUCUGGCAACCUGGGCCACUUACUGUCAGGUGAAGAACAAUGCCGUUGAUCAGUUGUUGAAGAUUCUUCAGAAUCAUGGCCACUCGGAUCUCCCAUCCUCCGCUCGUAUCCUGCUAAAAACACCACGGCAGGUAAAUACAACACAGAAGUCUGGAAUGGAGUAUCUGAAUUAUCCAUUGCGUGAUACAUUUCUAGACACCCUGAAGAAAUACCCAUUUGAACAGCUGUCUGACUGCGACACAGUUAAUCUGUCCUUCAACAUUGAUGGAUUGCCUCUGUUCAAGAGCUCAGGGAAAGCUAUGUGGCCUGUCCUAUGUGCUGUCCACCUCAAGCCCAUCACUGUUUCCCCAAUCACACUGACGUGCGGAAACAAGCGGCCAACCGACCUGCAUUUUUUAGAUGACAUGGUGGCAGACCUCAAUGAUCUACUAUCUAGUGGCCUGCAACACAGAGAGAAAACAUUUGAAGUUAAUGUUCUUCGCAUUGUGUGCGAUGCUCCAGCAAAAGCCUUUGUCCGUAACACAAAGCUGUGCUCAGGUUAUUACGGAUGUGAUAAAUGCACUCAGAAAGGACAGUGGUUUAGCAGAGUUAUAUAUCAGGAAACAGAAGAACUCACCCUGCGAACAGACGAAGCAUUCAGACAUCAAACCCAAGAAGAGCACCAUCAUGGCAACACUCCCCUGCUCAACUUGCCUAUCGACAUGGUAAAAGCCUUCCCCAUUGACUACAUGCAUCAGGCAUGCUUUGGUGUCAGGAAAAAGCUUCUCCUCAUCUGGAGCAGAGGAGAGAAAGGUUGUAGAAUGUCUGUGACACAAAUACAGGAGGUGAGCAGCAGGCUUCUUCACCUUAAACCUGAAAUUCCCUCCAUCUUCUCCCGCAAACCACGAGGUCUUGAAGAGCUGGAAAGGUGGAAAGCCACUGAAUUCCGGCAGUUUAUGUUGUACACCGGUAAGGUGGUGCUUGUCCUUCAGUGUGGCAAUGUGCAUUUUAGUGAGCUCUACGACUCUCAAGCAGUAUUCACAAUACGCUCAACAACUACUGCAGUACUUUGUUGUGAGAGGACGGGAGCUUUAUGACAAGACGUUUCUUGUGUACAAUACGCACACAAUGCUCCACAUUACUGCAGAUGCCAUUUUGUUCGAUGGGUUGGACAACUGCAGUGCCUUUAAAUUUGAAAGUUUCUUGCACACCAUGAAGAGGAUGGUGAGGAAUGGAAGAUGCCCCCUUUCCCAGGUGGUGAAGAGGAUCGAAGAGAGAAAAGAAGGACCCCUGCAAGUGCAAAAACAGAAAAUUACAAAUAGCCCAAAGGACAGACCGUUUGUGCUGGAUAGUGAGGAAGGCUGCGAUGUCAUUGAUGAGACAGAACAAAAUGGGUGCCACCUGUGCCGUGUAUAUAAUAAUCCGCAACCACUGUUUUUGGAGCCUUGUAACUCAUCCAUCAUUGGAGUGUUUCAAUACAAGAACACAACCACAACAAUGAGAUGGAUUCCCUGCGAAACAAUAAAGAGUAUCGCCAUGAAGACACAAAUGGGGGAUAAAACGAUCUUCAUGAAAAUCUUACCUGGUGGGAAUAGUGGCCCAGUGUUGGACCUAUGAAGAAAAUGAGCAACAAUACAGCUACUGACCACCAUCCAACUAGACCAAAAGGGCAAAACAACAGGAGAUCCCGGAUGAGGAGCUGUGGAUCAGCAGAAGAGUCCGGAUCUUUGCAGCAACUGGUCAGUUGAAAUUGAUAUUAGCUUUGUACAAAAAUGUAUUCAUUGUUUAACUCUAACUGUAGCUAUUUGAUUUUACUUAACUGUUACUAUUUGAUACUUUUUUGUUACUGAUUUUGAGAGAGCACUCAGAUGGAGCAAGACAGCUGAGGACAAGUCUGCCGUCGAAACGGAGGAGGUCCAACCUAGAAAAAAGAAAAGACCUAACAAAUUUGGAGACAGCAGUGAAGAUGAGGGUUCAUCAUGGGAAGUUGAGCCGAUGAAAAAGACAAAACGUCGAGAUGGACCAUUUCCACGAGCCAAAGCAACUACGGACUUAAAAAAGAAUAUAGAUAUAGCUAAACUUCCAACCCCUCCCCGGCCAAAGAAAGCAAAAAGUACGGCAAAAAACAACCAAGUCACUCAAGAUACACGAUCCAUUCCCAAACCCUCCACCUCCGACCCUGGCAACAGAUGGAACUGAUGAUGAACUACCAGAAUCCCAGCACUCCAUGACACUGACCCAGCAUUUUGUCGAAGACAAGAGACCCUCUUGGCCAGCGACAGCUUGGGAGCCAAGAAAACUGCAAGAUACACUACAAGUUCUCCUUCAAAAGGUGGAGACAAUUGAAGCAAGCCAGAGGGAGAUACUUCUUCUGUUGUGCAGAAGCCAGGGAAGACAAAAUGAGGAGCCUGCACUCAACUUUGUUGCGGCACAAUGCCUAAAAGAACUUCAGGAUCUUGAGGAGCGCCUCAAGAUGACCGAGUUCAGGAAGAGAGUGAUUCACCAUCUCAGCCUCACUGGUGGGGCCACACCUGGAGAGUGCGUCAGGAGAGUGAUGCGGUCCGUGGCAACAAAUGCUGUCUGGAGCUGCUACAGCUUUAAGGGGAAAAGGGAGAAGUUGCCUUUCAUUGGCACAACUAAAAACAGUUAUGAAAUGGAAGGCAGGGCUGGGAGAGAAGGAGGUUGAGAUCCUGAUAUGAGAGACUUUGAAACAUGCUCCAGCACAGACCAUUAAGGCGCAACUGGUCUCUUUAGUUGGAGGAGGAUAGCUGCUGGAACCACGGCCUUCUUUUAGACAUGUUUUCUUUUUAAAUAAAGUUCAUGCAUAUAACUUGG
Hypomesus transpacificus is the source of this 2971-nucleotide messenger RNA. RefSeq lists its product as uncharacterized. The transcript is spliced from 12 exons. The record is from RefSeq and is a predicted model, not a curated record. Bases 1 to 1233 code for a protein of 410 amino acids. Lineage: Eukaryota; Metazoa; Chordata; Actinopteri; Osmeriformes; Osmeridae.